Lactuca saligna is the source of this 297-nucleotide messenger RNA. The record is from the annotation of a GenBank genome assembly. NCBI's taxonomy places the organism in Eukaryota, Viridiplantae, Streptophyta, Magnoliopsida, Asterales, Asteraceae.
AUGGGUCUUAGAAGAUCUCACAACAAACAAACACAAGCAAUAGCCGAUAAGAGAAUCAGCAAGAAAGGCUCAAAUAUUGAAGACGAUGACAAUGGCUACCCAGCUGACGUCCCCAGAGGACACUUUGUAGUGUACGUAGGAGAAAGAAGAAGCAGAUACAUCAUACCGAUAUCAUGCCUACAUGACAUAGGGUUCCAAAUCCUGCUACGUCAAGCUGAGGAAGAGUUUGGGUUUAACCACGACAUGGGGUUGACCAUUCCUUGCCUUGAACAAGAUUUCUUGUCUGUCUUCUCUUGA